Drosophila bipectinata is the source of this 673-nucleotide messenger RNA. RefSeq names its product NADH dehydrogenase (ubiquinone) B18 subunit (gene ND-B18). Lineage: Eukaryota; Metazoa; Arthropoda; Insecta; Diptera; Drosophilidae. The record is from RefSeq and is a predicted model, not a curated record. Gene Ontology annotation, cellular component: mitochondrion.
CCAAACACUGCAUCCGAGUUGGCAGCAUCGCGCCGCAGCAGCUGUCACAACGGCAAGAAGAAGAACUUUGACAGCUGCGCCGCCACAGAAACGGAGAAAAACAUUUUACGAUGGGGAACGCACUGAAUCACUACCUGAAACCGGAUGUCUUCCCCGGACCGGAUGUGGUGCCCACAUUUGAUCCGUUGCUGGGUUUCGAGGGCCGUAAGGAGCGUGUGAUGAUCGCCACCCAGGAGGAGAUGGAGUCCGCCAAGCUGCCGCUCGAUGCCCGGGACUAUUGUGCCCAUUUGGCCAUCAAGUACCAGGCCUGCCGCACGGACACCUUCCCGUUUGUGUACAAGUGUGCCCACGAGAAGCACGAGUACCUGACCUGCGAGUACGAGGACUACGUUCUGCGCAUGAAGGAGUUUGAGCGUGAGCGUCGGCUGCUGGAGCGCCAGAAGCGUCUUAACAAGGCCGCCUAGUCUAAAUCAUCGUUAACCUACUCCUACAAAAAAAAAACCCCCUUCUACACACGACCCGGAGGCAGCGGCGGAGGCAGCAGUAGCCGCUACCGGCAGGAGGAGCUCCUGACUGCGCCAGGAUCCACACUGCCACUGUCCACGUUGCCUGUUUGCAAGCGAGUUUUCACGCGGAAACGCCAAUAAACACCAUAUGCUAGUAAUAACAUGGA